AAAAUGGAAUGGAACAUUUCGAAGUGUGUCACCAUGGAUCGUACGCUACCGCUGGUUGUUGCCAUUCUAGUGCUUCAAGCAUUAUGGGGCUUUGCCUUCUCCACAGUUCUGGGCCCACGAACAAGGGCUACUGAUAACGUCGUCCAAAACGAUCUGAAUGAGAGUAAAUAUUGCUACUCCUGCGUUAAAAUCGACAACAUCUGCUAUAACCACAGCUACCUGUUUGAGCUACCCGCCCCUUUUAGCGAAGAUCCCGUAGUGAAGAGAAUGGCUAUCAUGAAGGCCACUAACGUCUUAUACUACAACUUUGAACCAACCCUCAGUGACAAAGAAUACUCCAAAGUGGGCUUCACAUCUUUAAACAACACAAAAUUAUUUGGCGUCAUCCCUGGCUGGCAAUACAACUUUGGACCCUUUGAUAUAAAUCAGAAAGAAAAAAAAGUAUAUCUAGGUGGUUCCGAAGGCAUAUGGGUUGUUGAUGAUACCAGAUAUGUUCCAAGAUAUUUUGCUGCGAUGUUAAAUUUCAUCACUAACAUUUUUAUAAAGGACUUUAUCUAUUUCACUACAUCCCAACAAAAAGGAAUAUUAAAAUACAUUGACGAAUAUAAUAUCAUUAAAGUUGUAGAUAAGACGAUAUAUAAUUUUGUUUUCGAUGUCGGGUAUAAUAUUGUGUAUUUAAAUGAUACUGGAUUGUUUAUCUCAUUUCAUAGUAAUAAUAAAGAAGAUGUAAAAUUAUCAAAUGAAGGUUGGAUUAGAGGUUUGACUGUUGAUGUGAAUGGAGCAGUAUACGCCUGGCAUGAAGAUGGGAUAUAUAAAGUGACUGUAAGCAACACUCAUUCCGAGUCUACACUGAAACGUGUUACAAUUAUAGCUCCCGACGCUAUGACGUUUGAUGAGUCGAAUAACAUAUUGUAUACGAUUGGAAAAAAAUUGUAUAAGUUGACUAAAGUCGCUACGAGUAAGUGUUUUGGCAGGUAAUUCAAGUUGAAGAGUAACCAAAUAAUUUGCAUUAAAUACAUUAUUUUCGUACUUACAGUCAACCAAUUGGAACCCUAGACCACUGUAAAUCAGAUUGUAAGAAAUCUCUUACUGCUUGUCAUUUUGACAUGGUUGUAGAGUGGC
This is a messenger RNA of Leguminivora glycinivorella, 1122 nucleotides long. RefSeq lists its product as uncharacterized. The record is from RefSeq and is a predicted model, not a curated record. The coding region runs from base 4 to 978 and encodes 324 amino acids. The transcript is spliced from 2 exons. NCBI's taxonomy places the organism in Eukaryota, Metazoa, Arthropoda, Insecta, Lepidoptera, Tortricidae.